Magnolia sinica is the source of this 1246-nucleotide messenger RNA. Its product is annotated as rhodanese-like/PpiC domain-containing protein 12, chloroplastic. NCBI's taxonomy places the organism in Eukaryota, Viridiplantae, Streptophyta, Magnoliopsida, Magnoliales, Magnoliaceae. Gene Ontology annotation, molecular function: peptidyl-prolyl cis-trans isomerase activity. The coding region runs from base 120 to 1055 and encodes 311 amino acids. The transcript has 8 exons. The record is from RefSeq and is a predicted model, not a curated record.
UCAGUACGCAAUCCGCGUCCCCCUGUCUCACCCACAUUGCUGGAUUCGGAGCAGCAGCCAAGCCACUUUCUCGAUAAUAAUUCCUGGGAGUGAGGAAUCGGGUAACUCAUCAGAGAGAGAUGUUGAGAGCUUCUUCCAAUCUCUUCCCGUCUUAUUAUCUGACAUCUCCACCCAUCUUGGGUAAUAACAACAACGCCCUUAUAAGACUCUCUCUCUUCUCUUCUCUUUCUCUCUCCUUCUCUUCCUUCAAACCACCCAGCCUUCUUCCUCCAUCAGCCUCCCACAAAUUCCCACUCCACUCCAACAAGACCUCCCUACCCAUCUCACCUUCCCCCACCUCCAGCUGGUGGGCUCCACCAAUGGAUGGAGGGAAUACAAGGCCUAAGGGAAGAGUCUCAUUCAGUACUGGAAAUAAUGGAGAUGGUGGUAGGGAGUUAUUGGUGCAGCACUUACUUGUCGGCGAAGACAACCUUAAGCUUCUGACAGAGCUUCAACAGAGGAUUGCAGGAGGAGUGGAUUUAAGUGAUCUAGCGGUGGAGUACUCAAUCUGUCCAUCCAAAGAACAGGGCGGAAUGCUUGGGUGGGUCCGGAAAGGACAGAUGGUGCCCGAGUUUGAGGAGGCUGCAUUCGGCGCGCCUUUGAAUAAAGUCGUAAGAUGUAAAACGAAGUUUGGAUGGCACUUAUUACAAGUGUUGGCUGAGAGGGAAGAGUCUUUGCUUCAAGACAUUGAGCCGAAGGAGCUUCAUGAGAAAAUGCAAGACCCGAGUUUCUUCGAAGAAGUUCAGUUGAUAGACGUCCGGGAACCAGAUGAAGUAGCUCAAGCUUCCUUGCCAGGCUUUAAGGUUCUUCCACUUCGCCAAUUUGGUAGUUGGGGGGCUGCAAUAACGAACGAGUUUGAUCCUCAGAAGGACACCUAUGUGUUGUGUCACCAUGGGAUGCGGUCAUUACAGGUUGCCAAAUGGUUGCAGACACAGGGUUUCUUGAGAGUGUUCAAUGUGGCAGGAGGGAUACAUGCAUAUGCUGUGAAGGUUGAUCCCUCCGUUCCAACUUACUGAGGAUUUUCUUUUCACACACAAAUGGAGUUUUGCUAUUUUUUAUGCAUAUAUGUGCACAUGAUGGAUGGUGUGAGACAUCCAUGGUUUUAAUUAGCAGUUUAUGUGUGUUGUAUUUUAAAUGAUUUUGAACUUUGGUGUUUCAAAAAUUUUCCACCAAAAAAUUUCAUUUGGGACUUAUGAUCCCUUGUUGC